AUGGGUUGGCUUUGGGGCAGCAGCGACAACUCCAAUGUUAAGAGCAACCUCGAUCCUUCCUUGCAAGACUUCUUGAAGAAAGAAGCUCCGACCGGUCCAAAGCCGUCUCUGCCGUCAAAACCCGCCGAGAAACCCAGAGAAGCAGCGCUGCCUGCAGAACACCAGACCGACAGCCCCGAGAAGCCCGUUGUUCCGCCGCAAUCGCAGUUCCAAGACGGUCGUUAUGCGCAUCUUUGGAAAGACUACGUGCCCCAGAACCAGCUAGUAAAUCGAUCCAAGUCGGAGCAAGACAAGCUCAGGGACAUUGUGGACGCUUUCAAUGACCGCAAAGGCGAGGUUGGACGGAUAGCCCUUGAGAACUGUGCGCUGGAGUACAUGGAGCAAUUCGAGUGCUUCAGGGCGCCCAAGACGUACUGGCAGAUUUCAACACUGUGCAAUGCCGAGUCGAGAAAGUUCAAUCGCUGCUAUGACAUGCAGUCCAAGUUUCUGAAGGCACUGGGCUACCUCACCAUGGACGUUCGAAGCGCUGAAGACAGCGAGCGGAUACAAAUGCAUGCGGACAAGCUGUACCAGCAGAUGAUAGAACAGGAAACCGCGAUCGAGAAGGCAAAGGCGGAGGGCAGAGAACCGCCCAAGUUCGAGAGCGUGCUGUCGAAGCAAAAUGUCGCUCGGGCUAUGUCAGGCCAAUCAUUAACUGCGGCACCAAUCGCGGAUAAUCCUCAGGUAGAGGACGACACGCAAGAACUGUGGAAACUUAUCAAACCCGAAUCGCGCGCCCGGUACGAGAAGCUGCUGGCAGAAAUGCCCCCCUCAGAGCAGGACAUCGAGAAGAGGGCCUUGAUAGGCGAGAUACAAGCGAACAUCGGGCAGGCGAAACAGGUGCAGGACACAUUCGUUGAGGAGCGGAUAAAUCGAAUGAAGAGGAGGGAGGCUGGACAGUCCACAAUAGGCGAUACCAUUAAAAGGCUGUGGGGAUGGGACCGGAAUGCUUAG
This is a messenger RNA of Didymosphaeria variabile, 993 nucleotides long. RefSeq lists its product as uncharacterized. NCBI's taxonomy places the organism in Eukaryota, Fungi, Ascomycota, Dothideomycetes, Pleosporales, Didymosphaeriaceae. The transcript has a single exon. The record is from RefSeq and is a predicted model, not a curated record. Bases 1 to 993 code for a protein of 330 amino acids.